AUGGCCGACCAAUCGAGCACCAACAGUCUUCAUGUCUUGAUCAACGGCGCCGGUACCGGCGGACUCCUUCUCGCCCAAGGUCUCAAGAAACGAGGCAUCUCAUUCGAGGUUUUUGAACAGGAAGAGUCGGCUUCUCAAUACCGUGCUCGAGAAUGGGGAAUGUCAGUCCAGUGGGCACUACCUAUGCUUCCAGAUCUACUUCCUCCCGAGCUCCUGGGCCGACUGCAAGAAACAUCUGUGGAUCCUCAUUAUAUUUUCCCGAAGUCUGGCAACUCUAUGCCGGUGUAUGAUGGUUCAUCUGGAGAGCUGCUCAAAGACAUUCCGCUUGUCGAGAUGAUUCGAGUAUCGAGAAACAAAAUGCGAGCGCUUUGUGCCGAAGGCAUAAACAUUCAGUACAGCAAGGAGUUUCGGACACUCCGAACCCUCGAAGACGACCCAGUAGUUACAGCGCACUUUACAGACAACACCACUUUCACUGGAGCUUUGAUCGUCGCGGCUGACGGUGCUAACUCUGAUGUUCGUCAAGCAAUUUUUCCUUCCGGCCAAGGCGCUUCGCAGCAAGUCCCAUACGGCGGCGUCAACAUGCACGUAAAGUACAACGAUGCAAGUAUCGCUCGCUUCCUGCGGAAGUCACUCAGCCCCAUCCAAGCAAUUGGUGUCCAUCCGAAGGGCUACUGGCUCUGGCUCAGUGUCCAAGAAGUGCCCGAGCCGGACAAACCGGAAGACUGGACGUUUCAACUGCAGUGGACGUGGAAGAUGGGACCAGAUACUACAUCGUUGGCGAAACUCGAUUUAGAGAAAUUGAGAGCAGAGGCAGAAGCAUCUUUUGCCGAUCCUUUCAAGACGGCUUGGACAAAGAUUCCUUCUAGUACUCGUGUAUCGGCGAACAGGAUCUCCACUUGGCCGCCUCAAGCUGUUCCAGCAGAUCUCUUCCAGGGCAAAGUCGCUCUUCUAGGUGAUGCUGCUCACCCGAUGACUUUCCACCGCGGGCAAGGAAUGAAUCACGGCAUCGCGGACGCGGUGAAGCUAGCGAACGUCCUGGACAGCGUGCACAAGGGUGAAAAGACUUUGACUGAGGCUGUGAAAGAGUACGAAGACGAGAUGAUCAAGCGGUCAGGUGAGGAGGUCAAGAUCAGCAAGAUGAACACGGAGAUGAUGCAUGAUUGGGAGAAGUUUCUGGGGAGUCCGUUCAUGCAGAGAGGUGGAAACAAGAAUUAA
Messenger RNA from Zasmidium cellare ATCC 36951, 1218 nucleotides. RefSeq lists its product as uncharacterized. The transcript has 5 exons. The coding region runs from base 1 to 1218 and encodes 405 amino acids. The record is from RefSeq and is a predicted model, not a curated record. Gene Ontology annotation, molecular function: FAD binding. Lineage: Eukaryota; Fungi; Ascomycota; Dothideomycetes; Mycosphaerellales; Mycosphaerellaceae.